Messenger RNA from Dendrobium catenatum, 666 nucleotides. Its product is annotated as E3 ubiquitin-protein ligase ATL6-like. The transcript has 2 exons. The record is from RefSeq and is a predicted model, not a curated record. The coding region runs from base 1 to 666 and encodes 221 amino acids. Lineage: Eukaryota; Viridiplantae; Streptophyta; Magnoliopsida; Asparagales; Orchidaceae.
AUGAAAUGUUGUUUGGGGCAUCGCAGCAGAACAGCGGCAAAAAAAUUCGCGGCGUGCAAUUGCUUUCCCGCGACUUACACUCUCUCCGCGGUCCGCUGCAGUCCGCUGCUGUUCCGGGAAAAAAAUGACGAAAAUCCCCUUCCAAUCCUUUCAAAUGGAGGAACUGAUCUCCCCUUCGUCGUUGCCGGCUGCAUAAGGUUUAACAGCGAGGGCUUGAUCCCGAGGUUCUCGAGGAACUUCCCGGACGCUUGGUGUUAUUCAGAAGUGAAGGGAGGCAACAAAAUCGGAAAGGGCGCGCUCGAGUGUGCAAUCUGCCUGAACGAAAUUCGGAGGAUGACGAGACCAUCCGCCCUCCCCCGAGUGCGACCACUGUUUUCCAAUCAGGAGUGUGUAGACGCCUGCGCUCGAAAAACCCACGUCACUUGCCUGUUUGCCCGCGCUAAUUACACCUUCUAUUUCUCCCGAUCGUGCAUCCAGAAUUCUCCGCCCCGCGAAACGAUGGGGCCAAUGCUGCCGCCAGCGCCUCCGCAUCAAGCUUUUACCUCCCGACGCUCCGCCGGCCAGAUCAUGUGGAUUUCGAGGUCGCACUCGACUGGGCACUCGAUGAUGCCGCAAGGAGAGGCGGGUCUCGAUCGUUUCACGUUGCGGCUGCCGGAGAAACAAUGA